Molecule: messenger RNA, 568 nt
Organism: Serpula lacrymans var. lacrymans S7.9
Lineage: Eukaryota; Fungi; Basidiomycota; Agaricomycetes; Boletales; Serpulaceae
Exons: 2
Coding region: 266-469 (67 amino acids)
Source: RefSeq, a predicted model, not a curated record
ACGUUGGUGAAUGACCAUUACGGUACGCAAAUUCCAGGCACUUACCGUCUCCGUCUCCAUAGGACCAACAGAAAUGUCAAGGCCUCUGUCAAAGAUCCCCGUGGAGGGUUGAUGGUGGAAUCGGCUUUUCGGUGUAAAAGCCAGAGUGUUGAAGAACUGUCCCAGCACCACAACAGGAAUCACUGCACACGAAAGACACCUAUAUCUACCCCCAUCAGCCACAUGCGCAACAAGCGAAACAGCGGGGAAGGUCCCUCAAAACUGUAUGUGCAUGGUCAAGACAAAGAUUUCGAAUCAAGACACACCCAUUGACGUACAACAGUACGCGUAUGAUUCACAUGAGAAAAUUUAUCUCUACCAGUGUCCUGAUUACUAUGUCCUUCUUAACCUCCGAGUUCUAGUCAGACAUAGUGAGUGGUACACUCAUCCCCGAAUCAAAUUUAAAGUGGGCUUUGCUUCCAGCAUUUGAUUUUCUAGAUAGUGUGGAUUACUGGACUAGUUGAAGAAAUGCCAGCGAGUGGUACAGGUUAACUCCCACUCGGAGUUGCCCGCAUCAACAAAUCAAACU